Molecule: messenger RNA, 979 nt
Organism: Neltuma alba
Lineage: Eukaryota; Viridiplantae; Streptophyta; Magnoliopsida; Fabales; Fabaceae
Product: LIM domain-containing protein WLIM1-like
Exons: 5
Coding region: 126-701 (191 amino acids)
Source: RefSeq, a predicted model, not a curated record
CCCACACAAAUUUGAAAACACUGAGCGCUAAAGAAACCUCAACUCAUCUUCUCUUCAGUUGGAAAUAUCUCUUGUUUCGUGCCUUCAAUUCUCCCGAGUUUGAACCUUUGGCUCUUGAUUUUGAUAUGGCGACCUUUGCAGGCACCACCCAGAAGUGCAAAGCCUGUGAGAAAACAGUGUAUUUGGUGGAUCAGCUCACUGCUGACAACAAGGUUUACCACAAGUCUUGCUUCAGAUGCCACCAUUGUAAAGGUACACUUAAGCUGAGCAAUUAUAAUUCCUUUGAGGGAGUUUUAUACUGUAAGCCUCAUUUCGAUCAACUCUUUAAGAUGACUGGCAGCUUGGAAAAAAGUUUUGAAGGUAUUCCAAGAACUGUUAGAGUUGACAGAUCGGCUGAUCAGGUCCAAACUAACAGUAAAGUUUCAAGUUUAUUUGGUGGAACUCGAGAAAAGUGUGUUGCUUGCAAGAAAACAGUUUACCCGAUUGAAAAGGUGGCCGUUGAUGGAAGUUCUUAUCAUAAGGCUUGUUUCAGGUGCACUCAUGGAGGUUGUGUAAUCAGUCCAUCAAAUUAUGUGGCCCACGAACAUCGCCUUUAUUGUAGGCACCACCAUACUCAGCUUUUCAGGCAGAAGGGCGACUUCAGUCAGUUUGACAAGCAUGAGAAUGGCAAUGGGGUGGCUGAGAACACACCAAGCGAGUGAUACUUCAACCCAUCAAACUUCAGUGGCCAUGCACACGAGACUUGAUGAUGGCAUUCUCUGUUAGACAUCAAAUGCAGAAGUUGUUUCGAUACAAUACAGAUGUUGUUGCAGUUCUCCUUGUUUAUUAUGUAUGUAAUAUUUUUGUGAGGAAAUAUUGUAACAAAAGAACUCAGAUUUUGUGGGAAACUGAGGUUGAGUAUUGAGAAAUAAUUGCUAGACAGUUUGGUAUCUGCUAUUCAAAUGAUAAUCAUGAUGAUGUAUUACCAUCCCGCUUUUAA